GUAACACAACUACAACUAAGUGAAGGAUGCCACACAGAGCCUGUUAGGAUCUCUCUCCGUACAGACUGGAGUCUCAGUUACUGAGUUGCACAAGCAGUUUGGUGUUGAGUGAAAGAAUAUCUACUAAUUAAAACACUUAAUUUGUACGUAAAAUGCCUGGAAGAAAGUUAACUGAUACGGAUUCAGAUACGGAUUUAGAUAGUGAUGCAGAAGACAUUAGUAAAAUUGUGACAAAGAAAAGUUUGGAGGAAGCAGUAGCACUUAUUUAUGAGAAAGAAGAGGCUGGUAGCAAAGAUAAGGUGUUUGGAGGCACGAAGGCACUGAGAGAAUGUCGCUUAGCCAGUCUGAAAGCUCUCAACUUGUGUUCUGCUGCCAACGUUUUCACAUCAGAAACUACAUUAGGAGAAAUACUGGAGGGAUUGAGGUGGAGCUUGUUAGAAAACGAUUUUGCAUCAGCAUCAAAAUUCCUGCAGUGGUUAUUGUACCAUGGCAGCUUGCCACUAUUGCCUGUCAUUUGGAAAAAUGCCUUUGCAAUAUUUCUGAAUCAUUACUCCAAAGAUGAAGGAUGCCUUGAAAAUUUUCUUGAGAUGUGUGCCGAUCAGAGAGCACCGGAAGAAAAGAGAAAACUGAUUGAAAUGCUUGUGACCCUACCAGAUUUUUUAGACGCCAGAAAGAAGCAAAAUUCAAAAACGAAAACGAAAUCAAAACCAGUUGUGAUUAUGUCUGAUGAUGACGAUAAUUUUGAAGAAGGGCUGUGAAGUUGAAUGAUGAAAAAGUGAUUGUAAAUGUUAUAAACAAUAAGGAGAUUUUUUUACAUAAUAAUAAAUGAGGCCAGUAUUACA
This is a messenger RNA of Homalodisca vitripennis (glassy-winged sharpshooter), 842 nucleotides long. RefSeq lists its product as uncharacterized. The record is from RefSeq and is a predicted model, not a curated record. NCBI's taxonomy places the organism in Eukaryota, Metazoa, Arthropoda, Insecta, Hemiptera, Cicadellidae. The coding region runs from base 153 to 758 and encodes 201 amino acids. The transcript is spliced from 6 exons.